Lizanozyma spartinae is the source of this 3417-nucleotide messenger RNA. RefSeq names its product protein phosphatase regulator (gene REG1). The coding region runs from base 1 to 3417 and encodes 1138 amino acids. The record is from RefSeq and is a predicted model, not a curated record. Gene Ontology annotation, biological process: cellular response to glucose starvation; protein catabolic process in the vacuole. The transcript has 2 exons. Lineage: Eukaryota; Fungi; Ascomycota; Pichiomycetes; Serinales; Debaryomycetaceae.
AUGUCAUCGCCGUCAACGAAUGUAGCUGCAAUGGCGAAUGAAAACGGCUCUGUAUCGCCGGGACCUUCUACGUCGAGUUCAUCGAGCUCAUCUUCGCAGUCGUUCUCGUUAACGCCCUCGUCUUCAGCCACCACUACGGCUGCUGCUAAGCUUGCAGGUGAAGUCUUUGCAGGUGGAGCCACCACUUCUCAACAUGUUGAAGCCGAGGAUGACAGUCACUUUGAAAACACAACUUUCAAGUUGAAGCGAACACGGUCGAUGGGUCUUUUGGACGAAUUCAUAGACCCGGAGAAACAAGCAGAAAAAAUUGAAGAAAAGAAUAGUAAAGAACAUCAACAUCAACAUCAACAUCAGCAUCAACAACAACUACAAGAAGUUGAACCAGAAACAGCUCCUGUUGUUCUGCCGGAAGUUGGGGCUCGUUCUGGUUCUCCCGCAGUAACAGAAGAUGGUCUCCAGCUCACAACGACUCUAACCUCGCCUGAGAUUCUUCCUUACGAUGACACGGACAUCCACACAGAACCAUCUCGUCAUGUCGACUACUUCUCCCAUAAGUGGGACGUUUCUGACAUUUACAAGUCAUGGCGAUAUGUGAUUCAGAAACGGAAGGAUGUAGCCAAUGCCGCAAGACUAGAGAAUGCAUCGUGGCGUACUUGGGCCCAGAGACGUUCGAAUUUGAAAACGAUUUCGCCUGAAGUGGUCAACUGGUCAAAAGAUAACGAUAUUACUUGGCUUUAUGGCCCUAUUUUGAAGAAUGAAGACCAUUGGGAUAAUGAAGAAGAUGACGACGAAAGCGAUGAUGCACAUUGCCAUAAGAGAGAAACAACAGCUACUUCGAAAGUGGCAGGGGAUAUUUCUAUUCCACAGGCACCCAAACCCAUUUUAAAAAGACGUACUGUCCAAGCACAGAUGAUAAGCCAUUCCAACCUUUUGAAAUGGGAAUUGUUAGAAAAGAAAGUCAAGCAACGUCAAGAACAUGAAGAAGAUAUGAGAAUCCUUGCAGAGGAAAAAGCAGCAGAGGAAGCAAAGCUUGAAAGCCAAAAGAAAUUGAUUCACCACCACCGUCGUACAAAUUCCCAAGAUCCACCAGAUUUCAAUGAUUUUGAUGCUAUUUCAGCUAAACUUAAUACCCAAUAUCGUGUUUCCAGUGACGCAGAUCUCAAGUCUCUACCACGACAAGGCUCCACGAACUCUUUAAUUGCUGCUACGUUGGAUAAACAUAUACGUGGAGGGGAAGUUAAAGGUGGUGUGUCUGAGACUGCAGGAAACGAAAGUGGUUCUGCUUCCAUAGCCUCCUUUUUGAUGGUGGAUCAAGAACAACAACCAACCCACGUAGAAGAUGCCCUGGCAACUCCUAACAAUGCUAUUAAUAAUGAUAUUAUGGCAAUUAAAGAAGAACAAGGUUCUCUGGAAGCCAUUGAUGUCUUACCUUGUCACAGUCCUGAAUCAAUAAUAUUAAAUAAUUUGACUCCCAGUUCAUCGCUUGCACCAACAAUGAUCAAGUCAUCCAGCAUGAAGAUGUCAGCACUGACAUCUUCUUCUUCUAAAAAGGAACGCCAUAUUCAUUUCAACGAAGAAGUCCAACAAUGUAUAGCUGUUGAUAUCUACUCCGAUGUCGAUGCUGACACUUAUUACGACGAUGCUGAUGUGGAUGAUGAUUAUUACUAUGAUGAUGAAGAUGAAGAUGAAGACGAGGAAGAGGAUUACAUUUAUGAAACCUCUGGUCCCAAUGGUGAAGGUGAAGGUGAAGAUGACGAAGAAGAUGACGACGAGGACGAUGAAGGCGGGUUCUUUAUCGAUGUCCGGUCUUCAGCAAAUGCUCCUGACCUUACAAAGAAUAACGCUACUAGUCCAGGGAAUGCCCUUCCUUUGCCUAGUUCUUCGGUCGAUGUCAAUACCGAAGAUACAGAGUCGAUUUCUACCAACAGUUCCAAAGUUUACAAGACUAUUCAUUUACUUCCUUCCACGCAAAUCAAUUAUGGAUCUUCAGAAGAAGAAUCCGACGAGGAAAACCCCUACACUUCAAGCGUAUCUCAUAAUGCAUCCAAUAGAGGUUAUGAUUACUAUUAUGACUAUAAUAGUGUUUAUACAGUGGAUCCUAAUCACUCUAUCUAUGGGGUUAAUUCUAAUUCAAGUAAGAUUAUUGAACCUGAUGUGGUGGAUGUUCCUGAUGGACUUGCCAUUGGAUCUAAUUUUGACUAUGAGAUCAUCGAUGCACCCCAAAUGGAAGUGUUAAAUGGUGCUCUGGCCGUCUCAGGAAGUAAUACUAUGCCAAUUAUUGAGCCUAGUCUUAAUAUCAAUUUCAAUCACCAACCAGCAUCAUCUAACACUUUUACACUAGAUCAAGUUGUGCAAAGCCACCUGACUGGUGAUGCCUCGCAGCAAAAGGAAACACCUUUUCAGUUAAGUGAUAGUGAAUCUGACUCUGAUGACGGAUUGUCAAUAAGCACCAGCAGGUCAAGUCAAGCACUCGUGGAGCAAGCAUUUAACCAAGAAUUGACAUCUUCCAACAACCAGAUGCCACAUCUCCAACAGCCACAGCCACAACCUGCUCCUAUAGAUGCGGAGCAUAUACUGUUGAUGAAUUCUUCUGAUGCUUCUAUCAAGAAACAACCUUCAUCAUUGAGUUCUCUUUCAGAACUGUUCUUUGGCACAAACACCUUUACUAAGAAAGACCCCUCUAGAACGUCAUUAGCAGAUCAAUUCUUUGGAACGGCUCUCACCUCCACAAGUGAGAACAACAACGAUAGUUCUAAAUCUAAUACCACUACCACCACUACUACAACUGAGAAUCCAACUUCAAGUUUAAUUUCACUGGGUAUGUUUUUCAGUUCUCCACCAUCUUCACCAAUUUAUAGAGCCCCAACCGAUAGUACUGUCCAUUCGAAGGUACCCUCUGGAGUUUCCAUCGAAUCCAAUUCCCCUGGUUAUAUGUCUGCACAGCUGUAUGAAUCUUUGACAGGUGGUAGCCAGUGCAACCCUCCCCAAAGGAAAGUCUCACCUUUACCUCCACAUACCACAUCUACCAAUGCAUUCCUGGGCUUUAGGAAUACCAGCCAGAAUAGCAGAACGGAAGGAGGCGGAGGCAGAGGAAGUGAUGAUAUUGGAGGCGGAAAUAAGGGUGCAUUUGUAUUUGAUUCUGAGAGUUCAGAUGAAGACGAAUUCAUAGAAGACGUCAGAAGUCAUAGUGUUGCUGCAAGUAGUGUGCCUGGAGCAUCCAGGACUCAAGGUGGUGGUGGUGCAGGAGGUUCUUCAAGUUACUCAACUCUCUCUUAUGUUGCAGACAUGAAUGGAAUAGCUCAUACCCCACCAGAUGAAAGUCCCAACAGUAUGACUUCGUCGCCUUCUAAUAUCUUAGGUCAAGCUAAAGGCCUUGCAAAUCAGUUAUUGGGUAAUUGGAAGAACGAUAACCACUAG